GGCCUGGCGGGGGCGUGGCCAGCCCUGGGGCCCCAUUGGCUGCGCGGAGGCACCCGCUGAAUAAAGCCCGGAUGGGCAGCCCCUGGGACAGUUCAGAAGACAGUCCACCUGUCCACCUAACCCCCAUCUGUCCAUGGGCCAUCUGCCCAGUCUAUCCAUCUGGACCAUCUCCAGUCAUCCCUCCUUGGCUUACUCGCUCUACCCAGCGCCCCGCUCCAUCGCUUUGCCAGCAAUGACGUCCACAGAGCCCCUGCACGUGCAGACCCCGGUCCGGGACAGCCCGUCCCUUUCGAAAGUGGCCGGCACCAGGGUCUACCUCAAGAUGGACAGCGCCCAGCCGUCCGGCUCCUUCAAGAUCCGGGGCAUCGGGCACCUCUGCAGGACGUGGGCUGAGCGAGGCUGUAAACAUUUCAUCUGCUGCUCGGCAGGCAACGCAGGCAUGGCAGCUGCCUACGCCGCCAGGAAGCUGGGCGUUCCCGCCACCAUCAUUGUGCCCAGCACCACCCCUGCCGUCACCAUCGAGCGGCUCAAGAAUGAGGGUGCCAUGGUCAAGGUGGCGGGUGAGAUGCUGGACGACACCUUCGAGCUGGCCAAGGCCCUGGCGAGGAACAACCCCAGCUGGGUCUACAUCUCUCCCUUCGACGACCCCCUCAUCUGGGAAGGCCACCGUUCCAUCGUGAGAGAGCUGAAGGAGACCCUGAGCACAAAACCGGGGGCCAUCGCGCUGUCGGUGGGCGGCGGGGGCCUGCUGUGCGGAGUGGUCCAGGGGCUGCAGGAGGUGGGCUGGGGGGAUGUGCCCGUCAUCGCCAUGGAGACCCUCGGAGCCCACAGCUUCCACGCCGCCACCACUGCCGGCAAGCUCGUCUCCCUGCCCCAGAUUACCAGUGUCGCCAAGGCCCUGGGUGUGAAGACUGUGGCGGCUGAGGCCCUGAAGCUGUUUCGGGAACACCCCGUUUUCUCUGAAGUUGUCUCGGACCAGGAGGCAGUGGCCGCCGUGGAGAAGUUCCUGGGUUCACAGGGGAAGGUGGGCGGCUGGAGGCCGUCAGCCCGGCAGACUACCACACUCUCAAUGAACUCACAGCCCCCCCGGGAAAACGCAGCCCGGCUAUUAACGCCCCUUCUUACUGAAGGUAAACUGAGGCCUGGAGACGCUUGCCAAAGGGCACAGCUGGCAAGGGGACAGGCCAGGAUUUGAUCCCCAAACUUGCAACUCUUAAACCAGCGCUCGUUCCCCUAUGGCAGGAUGUGAGUGUGCUUCUGCCUUUUUUCCACAAAACUAGAAAACAGCUCAAAGACGGCAGUAGUCAUAAAUGUGACGUUUAAGAGAGGACUCCGCAAAGCGAGUCCCUCACUGGCAACGCCCAGGUAGAGACGGCGUCCUCCACUCCCUCCACUCCGUUCCCUCCUCGUUCCUCCGCCAGUGGCUCUUAGCAUCAACAGCGCCAGGACUCAGGCGAGCGGCCUCAAAGCCCCGGAGGGCAGCUUCCUCUCUCUCUGGGCCGGCACUCAGGGAGUCUGCAGACUCAGAGAGGAAGCACGGCAUCUUCAUUUUCCUAACGACAAACUGAAAUUCAGCAUCUCCUUCCACUGCUAACAGGUGACACAGCACAGUGGUAUCGGUGGUACCCGAGACUGCCACCAACAGAAACCACAGAUGUUUUCCCACCAUGUGACAGGGUUGCACGAAUCUCAAAAUAUCACUUAUGCUCCUCGUUACUUCUGAAUUAUGGCAGGUGGCACACCCACUACCAAAUCUUAUUUAACGUGCUAAUAAAGCACGACGUAUAUUAUAUUUAAAGUUUACCUAUAUAAUAUUUCGAUAAGCGCAUUUCAGUAUAAUUGGUUUCCUUUAUGAGCCCAUAUAUUUUGGUUUAUGCAUCUGCAAACAUUAUUCUGGGAAGGGCUCCACAGCUCCCCAGACUGCCAAAGGGGUCGUGGCACAAAGACAGUUAAGGACGUGGAUGGAAGGAAAAUUUCCUGCCCUGUCACUUUCCAGGCACCUGUAUUAAAGCCAUCUCAAUUGUCCCUGCCCGGCUUCACUCUCCCGACCCCAGGCUGCAGCAAGGGGUCCCCCACCCACGGCCUGGCCCUCUCAGGCUUCUUUCCACAUGGGGGGGGCACUAAAUCCCACACUGCUCUCAAAAACCAACGGAAAAGGAGUGCCCCCACCGGCCCCGGGGAUGGGCGGCCCCCGCGUCCGGGCCUUUGGUGAAGCCAGGGCUCGGCUCCUCUGCAGCGUUGCCCCAGCGACCGCGGGGCCCGCCGCCUCGGCCCGGGCGCCAGGAACAGACUUCUAAACGGGUCUGGACCCCAGCCAGGAGAGCCGAUCAAAACAACGCAUUGUGAACAACCUUUAU
This is a messenger RNA of Equus quagga, 2357 nucleotides long. It is a transcript of the gene SDS, whose product is annotated as serine dehydratase. The record is from RefSeq and is a predicted model, not a curated record. The coding region runs from base 134 to 1195 and encodes 353 amino acids. The transcript is spliced from 8 exons. Gene Ontology annotation, molecular function: threonine deaminase activity; pyridoxal phosphate binding; L-serine ammonia-lyase activity. Gene Ontology annotation, biological process: L-threonine catabolic process; L-serine catabolic process. NCBI's taxonomy places the organism in Eukaryota, Metazoa, Chordata, Mammalia, Perissodactyla, Equidae.